CUGGUGGAGCAGUCGCGCCAGCGCACAGAGCCACGGAGACGCAGCGCAGCAUCAGGGCGUCUUCAUCCGGGGGAAAAAAUCAAAUAGAGCAACUUUGCAAAAACACAAAAAAAAACAGCAGCUCUCGCAAACUGGUGGGAAACAGUCGGAGGAGGAUACCGCUUCGCUGCACGGACACAAAAUGAAAGGGUUACCUGGCUGCAUUCUGGAUUUGGAGUCUUGUAGUAAACCGCUGCGUCUUUGACACGAGAGCCGCGCAGGCACCGUCUCUGUUGGAGCGAAUCUCAGGCUCCACGGAUCAAACUUGAGCUGGACACCCAGAAAACCAAGUACCCACCUACUGCUCUCACUGGAAUAGACCAUAAAGCAUCACUGCCACCAUGGAUGAGGAACAGUGCUACUACAACGAGACCAUCGCCUUCUUCUACAACCGCAGUGGAAAGAACCUGGCGAACGAAUGGAACACGGUCAGCAGGCUGGUGAUGGGCCUGGGCAUCACCGUGUGCAUCUUCAUCAUGCUCGCCAACCUCCUGGUGAUGGUCGCCAUCUACGUCAACAGGAGAUUCCACUUCCCCAUCUACUACCUGAUGGCCAACCUGGCAGCUGCUGACUUCUUCGCUGGACUGGCCUACUUCUACUUGAUGUUCAACACGGGGCCGAACACCAGGCGGCUGACUGUCUCCACGUGGCUGCUUCGCCAGGGACUGAUUGACACCAGCCUGACGGCGUCCGUGGCCAACCUGCUCGCCAUCGCCAUCGAGCGCCACAUCACCGUGUUCCGCAUGCAGCUGCACACGCGCAUGAGCAACCGGCGUGUUGUGGUGGUGAUUGUUAUAAUCUGGACUAUGUCCAUAGUGAUGGGCGCCAUCCCGAGUGUCGGCUGGAACUGUAUCUGUAGCAUUAGCUCUUGCUCCAACAUGGCGCCGCUGUACAGCAACUCCUACCUGAUCUUCUGGGCGGUGUUUAACCUGGUGACCUUUGUUGUCAUGGUGACGCUGUACGCCCACAUCUUUGUGUAUGUGCGGCAGAGGACCAUGAGGAUGUCGCGGCACAGCUCGGGACCUCGACGCAACCGGGACACCAUGAUGUCUCUGCUGAAGACCGUGGUGAUUGUGUUGGGUGCCUUCAUCAUCUGCUGGACCCCCGGCCUCGUCAUCCUCCUCCUCGACGUCUUCUGCGCCAAGUGCAACGUCCUCACCUACGAGAAGUUCUUCCUCCUCCUCGCCGAGUUCAACUCCGCCAUGAACCCCAUCAUCUACUCCUACCGCGACAAGGAGAUGAGCGCCACCUUCAGGCAGAUCCUGUGCUGCCAGCGGCAGGAGAACGUCAACGGGACGGUGGCGGAGGGGUCAGACCGCUCGGCCUCAUCCGUCAACCACACGGUGCUUGGCAGCGGCGGUACGCACCUCCAGCACCACCAGCACCACCCCCACCAUCACCACAACGAACACUCAGUAGUGUAAAGGAGGGCUGGAUAUCCUGGAGGUUAAUCCGACUGAUUGAAGGGGUUAAUCUCUCGUGGAAACUGGGAAAUGGAGGAAUGCAAAGGUCAAGAGGGACUGGGAUCAUAUUAAAGAAAGACUGUAACGUAAGAAGUGUGAGGAUGAAGAUGAAGGAGUGGAUUUGAUGAUGAUGAGCUGAACGAGAUCUUAAUGAAGAAGAACGGCAACUAUGAAGAAAGAUGAAGAGACUGUUAUCUCUGUGUGGAGGACGAACACAGGAAUGGUCUGAUCUUCACAGACUCUGAUAGACUGUUAGCAUUUUUUGGGGUUUAGCUGUUUAUUAUUUUCUGUCAGUGUCAAAUGUCUCGUUUCGGGCAAAUGCUGAUAUGAACUAUUUAAAAGUAAUCUGUGAAAUGAAGGUAAUGCCAGUAGAACCCAUCCUCUCUCUCCGGUCUUCUCUCACUCUGCCCCCCUGCUCAUGGGCUUGGGUCACAUCAGUUUCAGGACAAAUUCAUAUUAGCUGCAACGUUUUGGGUCAGAACCACAGACUGUAAAGAAAGAUGGACGACAUGCCUCCAUUUCAACCUCCCAUUGUAUAAUAUUGAAGCUAAAAUACCCCGGAUUGCGUUUUGGACGUCAUGUGGAGUCUUUGCACUAGUGAUCGUAGCGUUGAGCCCCAGUAUUGAGGUCCUGCCCAUACGAGCACAUGACCAAUCACAAGCUGUCAAUCACGAGGCUUCACCCUGUUUUUAUAACAUCAAAUAACUAAUUACAACCAAACUUGUCCCACCCACUAACAUGGAGGAGGUGGGGUUAAUGAACUAGCCACCAGGCAUCAAGAUGAUUUGUGAAGCUGUUGCUUCGUCCAUCUUUACACAAAGUCUACGGUUAGAACCAACAGACACUAUCAUUUCUUUUUUCUUUUAUUUUCAGGAGAAAAAACUUCAAAUCUCCAACAGCUUUAACUUCCAAAUGACCUUCUGGAGACUUUCCAGCAGUUUUCUCCAUAGUUUUUUUUAACAAUUUCAAGGGUUUUAUUUAAAGACACCAAAGUGGCAAAUGAAUUAACCAAUUGUUCUACCAUUGUAAAUAUUGACAUGUUUGAUGACAGGAAUACUGCAGUACUGCCCAGGACUGAAGUAUCAAGAGCCACUAUUCUUUUCCACGAUAGAUUAAUCUUUCAUUUUUAACUGACUAGUGACUUAAUACUACAGGGACUCAUCAUUCUAUUGGCCGUCCACAUCCAAUAAAAACCUUUUGUGAAUCCGUCGCAUCAGUUCCCUCGAAAAAAUCUCUGAGGGAGUCCAAGAGCUGAGAGAAACCCUGAGAUGUUUAUUCUCUGUAAGGAAUCGAAGACGAGCCGUUCCAGGGAUGUUACCAGAAAGAGGAGGAGGAGGAGGAGGAGGAGGAGGAGGAGGAGGAUGUUUGCAGUGUUUCGGAGCAGGCUGCGUGCCACAGUAUUAUGUGGAGAGGAGGUGAAGGUCAUAUCUGCUGAGUGUUAACAGACUCCAGAGUAUGACAUGAAAUGUGCUGAGCUGGUUUUAUCAAGCGUCUCCGAGUCCAAGAGGCUGAAAAUGAGAAUUUGUCUUCAAUGAUUUCAAUUAAUUUCUUUCAGAAGUCUGAAAAAAUAGAGCCAAUGAAUUCAUUUUCUGCCUGAAACAUUAAAAAGUCCACUUCUCAGCUGAUAUAAACACUUUUCAAUUGCUGACCUGCUCAAGCUACAUCCAAACAAACAUAUUUUAAUUUAACGCCUUUUUAAAAACAAAACAAUCUCCGUCCAGAUAAGCGUUUUACCUCCGUAUCAAAAGUAGUCUCCUUCCACACUAACACACAUAAAGACGCACAUCACGUGACCUUCCAUGCUCACUGGCAUGGACGUGGCGGUGUAAACAGGAAGUAGAUCUUCUACUCAUAAAAUUCUACGAAUGUUUUAGCCAAACUGGCUAAGUUUUCGAACUUAGACCUGGUCAGUAGCCUUUCCAAAGUUCUCUGUUGCAUGUGCUCAAAAACUUCGUAGUAGUGUGGACGUCAAGUGAAAACGCAGCAAAGUGAUUUAAAUUAAAAACGUCAAUCGGCAGAGCCAAAGAAAAGUAUAGAACUGUAAGUUUUUCUAAUCUAAUUGAUUAAAUACAGUUUUUAAUCAAUCGAAAAAAAUCCUUUAUCAUCUUUUAAGGCAGAUUAUGCCCAGUUCUUUGUCUUACAGGCGCUGGUGAACUACAGAAGCACAGUCUAAUACGAGUGAGUCGUAUCCCAACAGCAACACUGAGCAGUUCUAAUCAUCCGUGAAAGGUCUACUGACAACAAUGAUGUGUUUACUCCUAGGAUGGUUGUCAAAGCCUUUCGGGUGUUUCCUUAACGAACGGACUUAGCGAGAGGUGAUCCAGAGUUGAACCCGUGCUGUGCUGAACGGGCGUUAUCUUUUAUUUCCCCCCCGACUCCUGCCAUUAACUCGGGAAUCUGUGCCAGCUGCAAGUUGUAGUCGAGUUGUGAGUCCAUGACGGGCGUUGUUGCCAGCUGAAUGUUUUGUCGUGACUUGAAUCAAAACACUUUCUUUGGGCCCCAGAAUACACGGACGGCGCUCGCGGCAGCUGACAGCGACGCCGGGAAUCGCAGCCAAAAAUACAGUCGAAUGUUUUUCCAGGAAGCAAGAUGUUUGUCAGGGAUUUAACAUGAAGUCAUCUGCCGUUUCCGAAACUGCCACGGUUGCGCAAACAGAAGUUCCAAGGCAACAAUCGUCAAUACAAAGUAUGUUUUUGUUUUGUUUUAAUCUUUGCGCCUGUCCGCCUCGUGCGAGUUUCAUCGACCAAACUUUGUAGGUCGACGACUCGAGUCUCAGUAUUUGACAUUUACUGUCACCGUUGUUCUAACCAAGUAUUGAUUCAGGUUCUAUAGCAAACCAACUAAACGUUCUGUCUCUGUAUGUCUUUGUUUACCAGUGAAUCACUCUUUGUAUACCAUUGUAAGUAUAUGUGUACAGUAUGUGUGUAUAUAAAAUAUCGUAUUCAAAGUUAAUCACCAAAGGGAAAGUGUUACUGCGUGUGUGUAAAUUUAACUGUCGUACUCUGUCCAAAUGUACUGUAGGAUUUUGUGUUUUUUUUUUAUGUCAUGAGCUCUUUGUAUUAUGAAACCUAAUUAAUGAAUUUCUUGUAGAGUCAUUAACUUGUUUGUGACCCAGAACUUUAUAUAUAUAUAUAUAUAUAUAUAUAUAUAUAUAUAUAUGUAUAUGUGUGUGUGCAGUGCCUUCAUAAGAGUAACUUAUUAACACCAGGCUGAAAAGUUUGAGUUUUGCUGCCCCCUCUGGUUGAACGCUUCACCUCUGACCACACCCAGCUGUGAUGUCAUGGAGGUGGGGAGUUACACCACUAGAGGGCAGCAGAUACCGGCAUUUUCAGGCAGUCUGAAAGCUACUCUUUAAGUUUUUGUGUUGCUAACACCGUUGUCUUACAUUUGCCUUGAAGUAGAACAAAUUAAUCAGUCCGCUUUUGUACAAAGUGUUCACCGGAAACGCAUGAUUUUGUUUUAAAUAAUAAAGGUACACAACAUAGCCUCCAAAAUGUCCAAUAACCACAGUAUAUAUACCAUGGGUCACAUAUGACAGACAUCAAAACACCCAAAGUUUUAAAUGUUAAAAAACACAAUCUGACGGAGAAGUCUUGACCAAUUUGCCAUCAUCUGCACAAAAGUUUAUUCUCAUUCAAUAAACACAACGUUACAGGACACAACUGGUAUUAAAUUCUCAUCACAUCAAACCAAACGUGUUGAUCCCAAAGAUUAUACGGUAAUAUCUGCAUUACGUUGCUCGAAAAUUGCUGUUCAGAAAAGUACUUGAACUCAGAUUUAAUAAACCAUGUACCAGUUGUUUGUCGAGAGUAAUUGUGACGUAUUCUAUCGAUACUUCCCGGCCUAAUAUCAAUGAAUGUCCAGCCUGAGUCAUUGCGCCGAUAUUCCAGCAACAAUAAAAACAUGACGUACACAAAA
This is a messenger RNA of Hippoglossus stenolepis (Pacific halibut), 5420 nucleotides long. It is a transcript of the gene lpar1, whose product is annotated as lysophosphatidic acid receptor 1. Gene Ontology annotation, molecular function: lysophosphatidic acid receptor activity. Gene Ontology annotation, biological process: neurogenesis; phospholipase C-activating G protein-coupled receptor signaling pathway. Bases 381 to 1463 code for a protein of 360 amino acids. NCBI's taxonomy places the organism in Eukaryota, Metazoa, Chordata, Actinopteri, Pleuronectiformes, Pleuronectidae. The record is from RefSeq and is a predicted model, not a curated record. Gene Ontology annotation, cellular component: membrane. The transcript is spliced from 3 exons.